AUGUCGAUUUUCCGUUUAUUUUCCAAUACUAAUAAAGAAAAAACUCGUGAGCGCAGUCGAAGUCGCAACCGAGCAGAAAAUCUCUCCGGUGUUCAACAAUGGCCCUACUAUCGUGAUUUAGCAAUACAAUCAGGCCAUUUUACCAUUCCAUCUGAACUUGCUUCACUACGACACUCCCGUCUAAAUCGUUCACUUUAUAAUCUUGUUUAUACACCAAAUGAUGAAUUGAACUAUUUCAUUCUCUUUAUGGAGUCAUGCUCUUUAUCGGCUUAUUUGAAAUUCAUUCUUGACGUUCAUGCAUUUGAAAAACUAAGCCGACAACAUUCCGCGAAAAAUUCCGACCAACAAACAGCGGCACUGACUCUGUUUCAUCGAUACUUUGCAAUCGAUGCCAAAUAUCCCAUUCCAAUUGACGAUGAUAUGCGUCAAACGACAUUUUCUUUGAUUUGUCCAUCAAGUGAUAUUACUGAAACAGAUUCGGAUUGUUUUCGAAUGGGAAGGGAAUAUGUUUGGAAUUUAAUCGAACAGAAUGCUUAUCCGUCGUAUUUGACGAGUGCAUAUCAUAUAAACUAUCAACUUAAAAUGUUAACAUGUAAUGAACUUCAAUUACAUGAUAUUCUUUACAAUAACUCAUCGUUAUCUUAUUUCAUGGAGUUUUCGGAACAAGAGAAAGUUAUUGAUUUAGUUCGUUUUUGGCUCGCAAUUGAACAUUUCUAUCAGAGUACUAUCAAUCGAAUGAUUGACAAUCAAACAUUAACAGAAAAUGCUUUGAAUAUAUAUGAUAAAUACAUAUCAUUACAAGCAUCAUCACGAUUAGGAUUUGAUGAUGCUAUUCGUGCACGUAUUGAAUGUAGUAUAUGUCAACCAGACAUGGAUGCUGGUCCAUCAAGUGAUACAUUUGACCAAACAGCUUGGAUUAUCUAUGCCAUUCUUCAACGUGAAUAUUUUCCUCGAUUUUUACAAAGUGUGAUCUUCUGUAGACAUAUCAGUGAUCUAAUGUUAAAAAUACGAAAUGAAGAAACAGCAUUAACAUCUCGACCUGUGAAAACGGUUGAAUCGGAUGCGGCGUCGAUUAAUUCGGAUAAUAUGGUGCCAUCUUCGGCAGUUCCAACUGCAGCGUCUGCAACAACGCAAUCAAAUCGGCAAAGGAAUCCGAGUGUUUCGUCAUCGUGUCCUAGUUUAAAUCAAGAGUUAGCGAUCAAGUCUAUGGGAAAGUAUUCCAUGGGUUAUAUCGAUCCACUGGGUCGUUUUAUUCGUGAUCCUGAUGUUGAUUCUCUGGAUAGUGCAUCCUCUUCUCAACGCAAAACAUCUUCGAAUCCAAUUCAAUUUCUGACGAAUUUAGUUCGUAAUGAACAAGAUGAAGUCGCAAUGGAUGAAGCAGCUGCUCGAUUCGCUGAAACGUUUAUCAAUGAAAUCACUACAAUGACAGCAAAUCUUGAUAAUCAAUAA
Messenger RNA from Adineta ricciae, 1449 nucleotides. Lineage: Eukaryota; Metazoa; Rotifera; Eurotatoria; Adinetida; Adinetidae. The record is from the annotation of a GenBank genome assembly.